Cololabis saira (Pacific saury) is the source of this 2896-nucleotide messenger RNA. Its product is annotated as FH2 domain-containing protein 1-like. NCBI's taxonomy places the organism in Eukaryota, Metazoa, Chordata, Actinopteri, Beloniformes, Belonidae. Bases 86 to 2434 code for a protein of 782 amino acids. The record is from RefSeq and is a predicted model, not a curated record. The transcript is spliced from 14 exons.
AGCAGAGUUGAUGUGGAAGAGACUCGAACCUGGACCCGGAGAGGAUUUUACCUGAGGAACCGACCCUGCUGGAGAACCAGGGCAGAUGGAGGGAACGCUGGUUCUACGAUCAGCGUCUCGUCCUGACUGUUCACCUCCAGACCUUCCCUCUCCACCUAGAGACCUUCCUCCUCCACCUCCUCCUCCUCCUCCUCCUCCUCUUCCUCCUCCUCACCGCCCAGCCUCCUCCCAGCAGCGGUCCAUGAAGAGGCUGAACUGGGACACCAUCCCCCGGCAGUUGGUGGUGGGGAAGCUGAACGUUUGGACCUCCAGCCGGACCUCCAUCCGGACCUCCGGCCAGACCUCCAGCCGGCCCCUGAGGGACCUGGUCCUGGACCUCCGGACCAUGGAAGAGCUGUUCAGCCACGGCCCCCCGAGGGCGGGGGGGCCGAGGAAGGCCGGCGGCCCGGACCCGGUUCCCCAGGAGCCUCAGGUGACGAUUCUGGACUCCAAGAGAAGCAUGAACAUCGGGAUCUUCCUGAGAAACUUCAAAAGGCCGGUCGAGGAAGUGGUGGAGGACAUCCGUCAGGGCAACUGGCUGAGGUUCGAGGCAGGAAAGCUGAAGGAGCUUUGUAAACUGCUGCCGGAGCAAAGUGAGGUGAAGCUACUGCAGUCAUUCAGGGGGAAGACCUCGGCGCUAGCCGACGCCGACCGGUUUAUGGUUCUGCUCAUCAAGGUGCCGGGCUACGAGGAGCGCUUAAAGGCCAUGGUGUUGAGGGAGGAGUUCUUCCCUCUCAUGGAGGACGUGAAAAUAUCUGUCGCUGUCAUGACCAAAGCAGCCAACGAGUUACUGGACUGCGAUGACCUCCACUCAGUCAUUCGCUUGGUAUUAAAAGCCGGGAAUUACAUGAACGCUGGCGGCUACAGCGCCAACGCCAUCGGCUUCAGGAUGUCCUCCCUGCUCAAGCUGGCCGACACCAAGGCCAACAGGCCCGGCAUGAACCUCAUGCACUACGUUGCCAAGCAAGCCGAAGACAUCGACGCGGAGCUGCUGACCUUCACCAGCCAGCUGGAUCACAUUGGGACGGCAGCGAGGAUCUGCAAAGAAGAGGUGGUGGCAGACUUUGAGACGGAGGUGACCAAGAUCAGAGAGGUGAAGGCGUUCAGCAGCAGCCAGCCCAGCCUCCUGCAGCAGAUGGAGAUGUUCUUCCUGAGGGCUGAAGCCAAGCUGGCGGAUGUGGAAUCGUCUCUCCGGGAGCUGGACGACCUGAGCCGCGCUGUGGCCGAGUAUUUCUGCGAGGACCCGGCCUCCUUCCGGCUGGAGGAGUGCUGCUCCAUCUUCCACUCCUUCUGCCGGAGGUUCGACAAAGCUGUGCAGGAGAACCGCGAGCGAGAGGCAACAGAACAGAGGCUCAAACGGACGGAGAGCAUGCGCUUUACUGCGAAGCGUCGCUCCACCGGGUCCCGCAGCCCUGGGUCCCGCAGUCCCGGGUCCUGCUCCACCGGGUCCUGCUCCACCGGGUCCUGCUCCACCGGGUCCUGCUCCACCGGGUCCUGCUCCACCGGGUCCUGCUCCACCGGGUGCCGCCCCGCCCCGGACCCGGGCAGCGACUCCACCAGCUUGGAGUCUGCGCUGCGCAACCUCCUGUCCACCGCCCCGGACGGCAGGAACAGGAACAGGAGGAACUUGCACCCGGUUGAGGGGCCACCGUCCCAGUUCCCGUCCCGGACUUUACCGGCGGUGGUGCCGCCCACCACCCAAGAAAACCCAGAGAAGAAACACCUCCGACUGCAGGGAGCAGAUGUAACAGACAAGGAAAUGACUAAACCUGGGAACGAGGGAGUGGAGGCGACACGCCAGACGCCCGGGAAGAGUCCCGGCGACGACCUCGGUGGCCACCGAGCCUCAGCCGGUCCUGGUCCUGGUCCAGCUUCCCCCCCCAACACCCCUCAGCCCAGAACCAGAGACUUCUUCUUCGCCAACAACGGGGAGUUAGGCUCCCCGUGGACGAUCCUGAGUCCCGUCACCGGCCCCCGGAGACGGGGCCGAGUCGCCCGCCAGCAGAGGCCGCCGUCGGCCUCCCGGGGGGUCGACCCGGACGAGGUGAUCUGGGAGGACAGGGACCAAGGUCCCCCCAGGACCUGCGGCCGGAGCCGGCCGUCCACCCUGUCGGAAGGCUCGGCGUCGCUACCGGAGCGCCUCGUUCCCAGGCCCGUGGCCCGGUCCGCCUCGGUGGACGAGGGCCAAGGCCCCCCGACGGGCUUCCGGCUGGGGGACCUCUUCCAGACGUCCCACUGGUCCUCCAUCUCCAGGGGGGAUGGGAACAAUGACGGCGGUAAGACGGGGGUUAGCGCCGAGGUCCCCGUUAGCACCUCUGGAUUGAUCUCCUUCUUCAGACGCAUCGGAGGCAGGAGUAAACCCGACGACUCGGACGAGGAACCGUCUCCCUGUUGAUCCUUGUUUUUUUUUUAACCUUUUUUUUUGUGCGUUUGUCCUUUUUACUGUUUGACUUUUUUAGCCGUCGUGUUUUUUCCCCUCCAGCGGGAACCAGGCAACCGGGGACUUGCUUUGAACUGUCAAGGGUUUUUCCUGCUGGAGCUUAAACUACAUCCCAAACUUGCCCAAAGUCUUUGUUUUUAUUUGUCUUUACUUGUGACACAAUAAAAAGUAUUAUACCAAGGUCUGUGUGAAUACUCGAUUCUGAUUGGGAUAUAUAUAUGCAUUUUUAAUAUAAAAUAUAUAUCGUAUUUUUUAAUAUAUCAUAUAUUUAUUUUAUAUAUAUAUAUAUUUUUUAAUUGCCUCAUAUCUUUAAUAUCAUUGCGCUGGAUCAACUGCCACGUGGUAACCACGGCAACGGAGAUUCAGAGAAGAAGAGCCGGAAUAUUUGUAGUUUAAUGAAACGUUUAUUUAUUUGAA